Molecule: messenger RNA, 2509 nt
Organism: Hipposideros armiger (great roundleaf bat)
Lineage: Eukaryota; Metazoa; Chordata; Mammalia; Chiroptera; Hipposideridae
Gene: IL17RB
Product: interleukin 17 receptor B
Exons: 11
Coding region: 118-1761 (547 amino acids)
Molecular function (GO): interleukin-17 receptor activity
Source: RefSeq, a predicted model, not a curated record
ACGUGUGUGCGGGGCCGGCGCGCGCCCCGGCUGCUCGUGCUCUGCCCGCGAAGGCCCCCGAGCCUCCUAGACCCGGCCCAUCCAUCCCUCCGAAUCCCGGCAGGCGAGGGCUCUUCCAUGUUUCCCACCCGGGGACGGGGCGGCGGGGCCAGGGCGGCGCCGUGGGAGGCGGAGCCGGGAGGGGUGGCCCUGGGCGUCCGGAUAAGAGUGCGGCGGGAGGCACGCCGGGGCCCCGCGCAGUGGGGAGCGGUGGCCCCCGCGAUGUCGCUAGUGUUGCUGAGCUUGGCCGCGCUGUGCUGGGGUGCCGUGACCCCGGAGCCGACGAUUCGGUGUGGCUCUGAAAUGGGACCAUCUCCAGAGUGGAGAGUCAAACACAGACUGACCCCAGGAGACUUGAGAGAUCUUCGAGUGGAACCUGUUAAAAGCAGUAUUGCAAUGGAGGACGAUUCAAUUUUAAUGAACAUAAGCUGGAUACUCCGGGCAGAUGCCAGCAUUCGCUUGUUGAAGGCCACCAAGGUCUGUGUGACAGGCAAAAGCAACUUCCAGUCGUACAGCUGUGUGAGAUGUAAUUACACAGAGGCCUUCCAGACUCAGACCAGACCCUCCGGUGGCAAAUGGACGUUUUCCUAUAUUGGAUUUCCUGUAGAGCUGAACACACUCUAUUUCAUUGGGGCCCAUAAUAUCCCCAAUGCAAAUAUGAAUGAAGACAGCCCCUCCAUGUCUGUGAAUUUCACCUCACCAGGCUGCCUAGACCAUGUAAUGAAAUACAAAAAAAAGUGCAUCGAGGCGGGAAGUCUGUGGGAUCCAAAUAUCACUGCUUGUAAGAAGAAUGAGAAGACGGUAGAAGUGAAUUUUACAACUAGUCCCCUUGGAAACAGAUACAUGGCUCUUAUCCAAAGUAACAUUGUAAUUGGGACGUCUUUUGUGUCUGAGCAGAAUCGAGUAACCCGAACUUCUGUCAUAGUUCUUGUGACCGGGGAAAGUGAAGGUGCUGUGGUCCAGUUGACUCCAUAUUUCCAUACUUGUGGCAAUGACUGCAUCCGACGCAAAGGGACUGUUGUGCUUUGCCCACAAAUGGGUGUUCCCUUCUCUCCGGAUAAUAACAGCAGCGUGUUGAGUGGCUGGAUACCUCUCCUCCUCCCAGCGCUGCUGGUGGCCACAUGUGUGGUGGCAAUUGGGACCUAUCUAAAGUGGAGGCACGAAAAGAUCAAGACUUCCUUCUCUUCUGCCAUGCUACUGCCCCCCGUUAAGAUUCUUGUGGUUUACCCAUCUGAAAUAUGUUUCCAUCACACAGUUUGCCACUUCACUGAAUUUCUUCAAAAUCAUUGCAGAAGUGAGGUUAUCCUUGACAAGUGGCAGAAAAAGAAAAUAGCCGAGAUGGGUCCUGUGCAGUGGCUUACCACCCAGAAGAAAGCGGCGGAUAAAGUCAUCUUUCUUCUUUCCAAUGAUGUCAAUGCCAUGUGCGAUGGUUCCUGUGGCAAAAGCGAGGGCAGCCCCCGUGAGAGCUCCCAAGACCUGUUCCCCCUUGCUUUUAACCUCUUUUGCAGCGAUCUGAGAAGCCAGACCCAUCUGCACAAAUAUAUGGUGGUCUAUUUCAGGGAGGCUGAUUCCGAAGAUGAUUACAGCGCACUCAACGUCUGCCCCAUGUACCGCCUCAUGAAGGAUGCCACCGCCUUCUGCACAGAACUUCUCCAUGUUGAGCAGCAUGUGUCAGCAGGAAAAAGGUUUCGAGCUUGCCACAGCAGAUGCUGCUCCCUGUAGCCCACCCAAGAGAAGGAGAGAACUUGAAGCCGUAUACUACUCCUCCAGUUAUGGAGGAUGGGGGGAAGCAUCUGUGAUGAUUGUGCCGUUUACGUGUAGGGAAGAUUAUACACCUGCUUUAGCAUUAGGAAUAGGGAGGGCUCAUAACUGAACACGUAUGCCUUAGUUCAGUAAUUAAAAUUUCUAUACCAUUAAAACUGUUACAAAUAUUACGAAUUACUGUUGAAUUAACUAAACAAUGGAAACUAAAUUUAUAAUUAUAAAGCUAAGUCAAUGUCAUACCUAAAAAUAAGGAAUCGUUAUAAUGUAAAGCCAUGACCAUUCUGACAAUGCAAUGAUAAAGCAUUUUCCAGCCCAACAUCCAGUCUUAGAGUCCAUGCCCUGCACUGUAGGUAGGUUUAGCACUGUAAUAUUGUUUAAUUAACGAAUGCCAAAUUUAAGUCCUAAUUCCCUCAGUAACUUUUUAGGUAAAAAAAAUUCCCUCUAUAACACAGUAUUUUUAAGAUAACAAAAAUAGGGAAGAACAAGCUGAACCUAUCUUUGCUGAUCAGAUGACCUAGUAUGUGUAACCACUUGUUUUACUUGGUAUUUUCAUAGGACCUUCCCUCUCUGAACUCGACUCAUGUCCUAUUUGUCUCUUGUACAGGUGACUUUAAUGAACACCAAGAUACAUUACUUGCAGAACUGAUGUCUUUUUCCCGUUACCUCUUAGAGAUCACUGUCAAAGUUCGGUUUCUUGGUUAUCACA